GCAGACAGCAAGAAAGAGAAUGGGAAGCCUGGCUCAGUGGGGACAGACAGUCAGAAGGCAUCACCGCAACCCACCACACCCCAGCAUCCAUCUUCAGGGGGAACAACCCCGGCUACUAUGAUGUCUUCUCAGCAUGGAAUGGUUUCCUCCCUUGAGCCGCCCUUCAUGCAGCAGCAGAGUGAGAUUUUUGUGUUCUCCACCAGCUUGGCCAAUCAGGCAGCAGAGAGUGUCAGGCAUGGCCAUUUCAAAAGCAUUGUCCAGUUUCACAUGGAGCAACCAAAUACAAAGGCAUUUUUACAGGUAAUAGAAGUUAUUGUCAACUAGUUGUACAGUGUUGUUUUAUAGAGCUCUUUGGGUUUUUUUGGUGGCACAUCACUUAAAAUUUAUAAAAUAGAAAAUGUAAGCCACCAUUAUGAUGUCUUUAUUUCAAUCUUCCUAGGACCUUAAAAUUUUGUAUCCUUUUUAAUUCUGUUAUUGUAAUUCAUUACUAAUUUAGUAGUUUGAUAACUAAUCAAAGUUGGUGUUAGCAAACUACUUAAAUAAUCAUUAAUCAAAGUUGUCAUGUUGCAAUCAGCUUUCCUGCUUAUAAAGAUCGUUUAUUCUCAACCACCUAACAUUAAAACAAUUCUUUUUUUUUUUUUUCCUUUUUUUUUUUGAAGUUGUAAAAAGCUGUAAUAAAAAGUAAUAAAAAGCUUUAAGAUAAUGAUAUCCUCAGAGCUCUGCAGACUCUUUGGUUAUCCUGUGAAUAAGCUUGACAUUACCAACUGUUAUUAAUAUGGAACAAUAUAGCGUACACCAUAAUACAUAAUUCUGAUAUUGGCAAUUUUGUUGUUUUCAGAAAAAUCCCCUGAAGGCCAACAGCUUUCGGCACGGCAUGCCACCUAACAUGAUGGGGUUAAUGAAAGGUCAACCUGGGCCCGGAAUGAUGCGCAUGCAUGGUCCAAUGGCACCAAGUUGGGGCCCGCAGAUGCCUCCUGGACCAGGGAUGGAAGACCCGAACAUGAUGGGCCCCGGUGGCAUGAUGCCUAAUGGACCUUAUCAACCUGGGGGCCCGGGUCCCAGAAUGAUGGGUGGGUGGCCAGGUCAGGGCUGUGGCGGACCCCACCCACACAGCCAUGGUCCAAUGGGCCCAGGGGGCUAUGGGCCGGGGAGCAUGAUGGACAUGGAGAAUGAGAUGAUGAUGGGGGGGCAUCUCAACCCCAACAUAUCGUCCAGCCAGGUGCCGGACGAGAACUUAACGCUGGAACAAAGACAGCACAGGAACAAAGGCCUGGCACAGCUCACCAAGAUUCACCAGAUGUUGAUGGGGGUCAACGGUCAGCAUGAUGGAAGUCAGCAGCCGAUGGGCCCCGACGGCCACCCGGGUGGGCCUGGAAUGGGGCAUCCCGGUGGCCCCGGAAUGUAUCACGGCCCCGGUAUGAUGUCAUCGCAACAGCAGGCCAUGAUGUCCCAACAGCAGGCCAUGAUGUCACAAGGUGGCAUGAUGCACCCGCAUGGCAUGAUGUCACCGCAACACCAGCACAUGAUGGCUCAGCAGGGGAUGUCCCCUUAUGGUCCCAGGGGUCCUCCUGGAAUGGGUCCCCAUGGCAUGAAUGGGAAGGAGCAGGUGGGCUUAGAUUUUGCUUUAGCAAUUAUUUAUUUUUAAAUUAACGAUUCUUGAAUAGGAUUGUUGGUAGCCAAUGAAAGUGUUUAUUUUGAAUAUGCGCAAGUAGAAUUAACGGCUUAUUUUAUUCUUCCCCCAAAAUCAAAGAAGCUUAUCAAGGUGAUUUUUAAUAAGAUCCUUAGAUUUAUUUUGUUUUUGCACCAAUCAGUAGCUUGAAAUAGCAAUUCAAGUUACCCAGUGGGUCUGGAAUAGUUGUUUGAAAGUGAUGAGAAAUAAUAUUACCAGACCUGUUUACUCUUACGAUUUUGGCGUACAAUGUACAAUUUUGAAGUGUGUACAAGAUAUAUACUUUAUGUUUAUUUUUUACUAUAAAUAUAAGGUAUUGAACGAUUUUAUGAUGAUAUUGUACGAUUUUAAGAGUUUGAGGGUAAACAAGUCUGUAUUACUAUUAUUCAGCUUUUGAAAAAAUAAUUACUGUGUGGCCUGUAUUUUAGACUGGAAAGAUAAGCUAUAAAAGAUAUCAAGGUUUCUCAUUCCAACCACGAGGAACAAUUGAAAUUGUUGAGACUUGAACUAAAGCCUUUGAGAAUUCUAAGAACCAUAUUGUUUUUUUUGUUUUUUUUUAUUUGUUUACCUUUUUAUUAAUUGUAUUCAAACCAACAAAGCUUUAACAUAUGUAAUUAUUUAUUCAUCUUUUCUUCCCAGUAUCAAGCUCAGCAAGAUUGGUUUCAAAUACAGCGAGAGUAUUAUAUGGAGAAGCAACACAGAAUCCAACAUAUGGCAGCAAACAGGGGUUCUCACAUGGAGCCAGGACCGCCCCCAUCGUAUUACUCAUCCAUAUCACAGAAGCAUGGUGGGAUGGGUCCAACGUCUCCCAACAUGAAUGGAAUGAGAAUGUCCAUGCCUCCCCAUGGACCUCACGGCCCCAUGACACCAGGAAUGGACCCAGACAGCAUGGGGAUGUACGGAGGCCCCCCUGACAUGUGUCGUCCACCUCACAUGGGAAUGGAGCCCAUGCCACCUGGGAUGCACGGGUACCCACCGCACGGUAUGCCAUCACAGGGCCCCAUGGAUCCAGGAUUUGAUCCCACAAUGGCUGGUGGCAUGCCUCCUGUCAUGGGGCCAGGCCCGCCCGGCCCCAGCGGCCCCCGACACGGCCCCAUGCGGCAAUCCCUCAUGAUGGGACCCAAUGGAAUGAUGCCUGGCAUGAAGGGUCCCAACCAAGUGACUUUACACAGGGCCGGAGCCCCUGAACAGUUUAAUCCAGAAACAAUGGGAGGAGUUGUCCCUCCUGUGACAGCUACAUCAGGAACUAACAACAGCAGCAAACCGCCGCCCAGCUAUGCACAGGCUCAGAAACGGAAACGUGGUGAUGAUAUGGACGACUCUUACACCAAGGGAAACCUCCAGCAGACGCCGUCACCCACCAAGAUUCAAUACAACUUAAGCCAAUUCGAGGGCCAGGAGCUGACUAUCACCAAACAGCUCAACUCUGCAUUUGUUGCUGGAAACGGGGGCGAUGAAUCAAAUAGCACAGGUCCCGGUUUAGGUGGCGGUCCUAUUGGGACUAACCCUUCAGGGGGACAUUUCAACAGUCACACACACUCUCCGCUUCAUGGACCUGGUUCCAACAAGGGACCUCACUCCAACUCCAGCCAAACGUCACUGCACAUGGCCAACUCCCCCGCCGUGUCCACGGCAGGACCUUCACCCCACCAAGGCCCGGCAACACCCCAUUCAUCCUCCACGUCAAACCCUGGGGCCACCAUGAGACUGUCCCACUUUGACCCGACGCCGCUCAGCAAUGGGGUCGGCAGUGCCCCUCACACCCCAAAUCCCAAAUCUUCGUCAUCGAUGUCAAACAUCACCUCCGCCAGCCUGGCCAAUCUAGCCAAAGGGGUAGAGAACUUGUCCAAUCAGAUGCAGCAGAACAUGAUGCAGGGUGGACCUUUCCAUAGUAUACAGGUUCAAGGUCAAAUGACCAGCAGCAACACAGUCGGCGCAAACAACUCCAGCAACGGCCCCGGCUCCAAUGGCGGAUCAUCGUCGUCAUCUGCCACUGCAACAACAUCUUCGUCAUCCUCGUCUCAUCCCGGACCCCCCGUCACAUGUCAGUCAUCAACUGCGCCGAGUGUCAACAACACGUACAUUGCCACGAACAUGUCCAUUUCACAGGUCAAUGUCCCCAACCAUCCAUCGAUGAACAGUUAUGUCAACAUGCAGAUGCAGAGCAUGAACACAGAGCCAUCUCACUUGAACAUGCCCCCUUGCAGCAUGCAGCAUGGAAUGGGCCCCAACAUGAUGGGUUCGGGGCCCAGACCCGGCAUGACUCACCAUAUGGCCCAGUCUCAGGGCAUGAUGACCUCCAUGGGCCCCAUGCCGGGUGGGCCCAGUCCGGGCAUGGGUCCUGGUCCUCCCUUAUCUUCAGGACCUCUUUCAGCAGGGAUUAACCCCAGUGGACCUAUGCCUCCGCAUCGGCCCAGCUCGUCAUCCAGCAUGCCUCCAACACCGCCCACCAUGUCCAAAAGUGGUCAGUUCACCAGUCCACCCCUCUCACAUCCACAGAUGAGUGGGUCUGGCCCACCUUCAAUGUCUGGUGUCACAUCUCCAUCUUUCCCCAUUACUUCCAGUUCAAACUCAAGUGUCCAAAUCCAACAGAAAGGCCAUAACACCAUCCAGUACCUGCCUGCCAACCCACCAUCGUCUCAGCCGUCUGGAGCUAAACAAAGGCCGGAUAUGGAUUAUAGCAUGCCUCAGUUCCCAUCACCACUGCAGAACAUGGAUGGCAAAAAUCCAUCAUCCACAUUACAGUACUUUCCCAAUUCUUCUCCCACAGGUCACAGGCCCCCC
Messenger RNA from Lymnaea stagnalis (great pond snail), 4453 nucleotides. Lineage: Eukaryota; Metazoa; Mollusca; Gastropoda; Lymnaeidae. The record is from the annotation of a GenBank genome assembly.